AUGAUCCUGAUGGACGAGGAGGGGACACAAUACCAUGCUCGUGUCUUCAAUCAGAAUUUCUCCAGAUUUCGUCAUCUUUUAAAGGAAGAUGAAAGUUAUAUAGUUAUAAAACCCAAUAUGGCUGCUGUUACUAAUGGUUUUAGUUAUACAGGUCAUAAACAGACCUUAACUUUGGAUUGGAAAAGCAUCCUAAAAAAAUGUGAUGAUUUCUCGGGUCCGGUCAAUGGAUUUAUGUUUGUUGACUUUAAUUCUAUCAUAGAACAAACAUGCCCAAGAGACACAUUCUUUGAUGUUAUUGGACAUAUCGUGUCAUUUAGGCCUCUUGAAACUUCAAAUCCAGUACCAUCCAAGCAUUAUAUAAAACUCACUCUUAGCAACCUAGAUUCUGUACAUCUGAAGGUUACUAUUUUUGGAAGUCAAGCAUAUCAAAUUUCAGAAUACCUAAAAAAUAACCCGACGGUUAAUUGUGUUGUUAUCGUGAUGCAGUUUUUGAAGCUAAACAUUUGGAAUGGUAUUGGUGAAGCUAAAAGUCAUUUUGAAGUAACGAAAUUGUUCAUAAAUUCUGACAUUUAUGAAAUUAAUGAGUUUAAAAAUAAGUUGAAAUGUCAUGACAAUUUCGGUAUAACUGAAAAAAGCAUAACUACACUUCAAAGCUACUCUUCUUCAUAUACAGAUGACUUUAAGGGCAAUUUUCCAUUAAAAACAGUUUGUGAGAUCACCGAACCAAUUAAGGAAAUGAAGUUUUUAUUAGUUGCUUCCAUUGUUAAUAUAAGGCAGAAUCUACCAUGGUAUUAUGAAGCAUGCAACAAAUAUGGAAAAAAAAUAAUCCCUGUUCCCAAAGCCAAUCAUUCGUAUACCAACCCUGAGGGAAUUUCAAAAACUAUGGUUGUCGAGUGUACAAAUGCACAAUGCAAAAAAUCUGAAUUUCAGACAGUUAUAAAGUAUAUAAUUCCAAUGAACGUACAAGAUUGUACUGGAACCAUUGGAUUGACUCUUUUUGAUAGGGAAGCAAAGAGGCUGUUAAAUAUAAGUGCAUACGAGUUGAAAAAGAUACAUGAUGCGGCCGGAGACAGUGAUGCACUAUUUCCAAUGCAACUUAACGUGUUGAAAAACCGCAAGUUUGGUUUUGUUGUAGAUAUUACAGAAUACAAUGUCAACAACUAUAAUAACAUCUACACAGUUCUCAGAGUUACAGAAGAUAUGUCCAUUGUUUCUGAAUUGGAAAGUAAAAUAGAACUUAUGGAUGUGAUCUCACAAACAGAUGAAAGUUUUACACCCUCAACAGUUGAUAAGUCAACCGCAACAAGUCCAAGCAAAAUAUCAGGUGAUUUGAAGCGCAACCUCCAAGAAAUUUAUGAUGUUGAUUCUGGAGAUGAUUUAAGUUCAACUAAGGCUAAAAGAAAGUCAACCGGAGAGGAAACUCCACUCUUAAUUCCAAAAUUGGAAAAGUGA
Messenger RNA from Lactuca virosa, 1452 nucleotides. NCBI's taxonomy places the organism in Eukaryota, Viridiplantae, Streptophyta, Magnoliopsida, Asterales, Asteraceae. The record is from the annotation of a GenBank genome assembly.